Messenger RNA from Gigantopelta aegis, 7036 nucleotides. RefSeq lists its product as uncharacterized. The transcript has 2 exons. The record is from RefSeq and is a predicted model, not a curated record. Gene Ontology annotation, biological process: regulation of transcription by RNA polymerase II. Gene Ontology annotation, cellular component: nucleus. The coding region runs from base 216 to 3848 and encodes 1210 amino acids. NCBI's taxonomy places the organism in Eukaryota, Metazoa, Mollusca, Gastropoda, Neomphalida, Peltospiridae. Gene Ontology annotation, molecular function: DNA-binding transcription factor activity, RNA polymerase II-specific; RNA polymerase II transcription regulatory region sequence-specific DNA binding.
UGCUGCCCUAGUAUUGUAUCCGGAAGUAUUAAGAGUUGUCUUCUCUUGUUUAGGAAAAUGCAUUAAAAUCAAAACCAUGAUUGUGUAGCUAACAAUCGUCGAAAUAUACACAUCCGAGAUGUCCAUUUAUAACACAGAAAGAUGUUAAAAUGAUACUGUUCCAUUAGGAAGUACCAAAUCAACGAACAAAGAGGAUAGCAGAAGCUGGCUUCACGAUGACGUCUGACAGUCAAGUGUUGUACAAGUCAUCAAAGGACUCCCACAAGAACCGGUGUACGUACAGCUGUGGCAACUGUGUUGUCAACUUCUACACGGAGCUGUCGCUGAUGCUUCACAUCGCAAAUGCUCACCCAGACAGCCUCUCGUCGCUACGCGUCGUCAGGGAAGUGACGACCAUAUUCCGGUGUCGCCUGUGUGAUGAUGAGUUCACAUAUCUGUCAGACUUCAACAGUCACAUGAGUGUUCACGGGCCACGCAACAAAACGACAAUCCCCAUCAUAGCCGAACGGAUACAGGUCACCAAAAAGAAGGAAGACACUCCAGCGCCGAAACCAACAAAAGUGAAGAGGUUUUCAAACAGACAGACUUCCUCUGUGCCCAUUCACACAAGAUGCUUCAGCUGUGGAAAAAAGUUUACAGAUUCGUCUGGCUUCACCGCUCUUGAUUCUGUGAACUUCUGUAUUCUGCCAACUCCCGAAUGCACGAAGUGUAAUCUGGCUUUCCCCACAAGGAAGGAGCUUGUUAAACACAACAAAAUCCACAGUGAUGCUUUACCUGUUUACUUGAAGGAACCGGAUGAAACAGAUCAACAAACGGCGCCAAUAAAACUUCUAAAAAUUGAAGAAAAUGCCAAUCAGCAGUUCAAACUUUACACCUGCUCUGCGUGUAAUAAUAAGUUUGCAAACAACAUCAGCAAGGCUAAGAAGAUGCUGAUCCCCUGUGUUAACACAGACACUCCAAUUGCAUUCGGUGUUCCUCUGAAUGGACCAGAGCCACACUCUCAAUCUCCAGUACUGACAGAAUCGGACGUGUCUGUCAGACAGCAGACCUACGUGAUGCAUGGACAGUUUGUGGGUUCAGAAUUAAGAGCUGAAUCUGGACAACUGGAUGGACUGGAGACGAAAACAACAGAAUGUCCGUCUGUUUUAGUCGGCCUGCUUCAGGGCAACAGGAUGAGGGUCAUCCAGCCAGACUUCAUGCAGUCGUCGGAAGGUAGGAAAGAUGGUCUGGUGCCAAGCACUGGCGAGAAUAUCAUGUCUGGAACACUGGAAGAUGGCAGCGAGUUUGUGAUCAUGAAAAGUGAUGAGACUGAAUUUGUUGUUAAAGCAGGUAAGGCUAAACAUACAGCUAAAUAUUUGAAGACAUCCAAAAAGAAGAAGACUGACCAAAGUGUGGAUAUGUCAGAUGCUGCAGAUCAAUGUAUGAGUGACGUUAAAGGAAGACAACUGCCUCUUAGACCGAUAAAACCAGACCCUGAUGCAGAAUGCAUUCCAGAACAGAGACCUGAAACAGGACAGAACAGUGGAGAGAGUGACAGCAAUCAAGUCCCUGUCUCUCCAAACACAGCACAUAAUGUGCAGGUGCCGAUCAAAACAGAAGUUACGGAUGACGACAGCAGUGAGUCUGUCGUGUUUAGUAGAGCAUGUCGGAACAAGCCACACAGAAACACAGUCACGAGAUCAAUGGCGAGGAAAAAUCUACAUCACUCUAACGUUUCAACAGUUCCAGUUGAUGUUAAGAGAGUGGAAAAAUCAGUGCCUAAUCACGGGAACAGACCAACAAUAGAUGAAUGUUUGAAAAAGGAAGCAAAGAGUGAAACCGAUCUGGACAGUCUUCUUGCCGUAGAGAAGCCACUGGAGGGCGUGUUCAAUCUGAGGAUGAACAUCAGUACUGAUGGUGAGAGAGUUGCAUCAGAUGACCUUGAUAAAUUGUUAAGUAUCGAGAAACCAUUUCUUUAUGAUGCUUCUCCUGAAAAGAGACAAAGUGGAAAAGAUGAAUUAGUAGUAGUUAAAACUGAGCCCACCUCUCCAACAGUAGACAACAGAAGUGUGAUUGGUGAAGAAAGUGAGAAUGACAGCAGAAAUGACAUUGUGUUACCCGAAGAAAGUUUAGUUGCACGCGAGAAUACAACUGGAACAAAUGCACAUCUGUCUGUAUCUCAGGAGCUUGCGUCUAGUUCAAACAGCAACACUGUGAUCAAGAGUUGUGAUUCAGAUGCUUCGUGUCCACUGAAAACUGUGAAGACUGAGCCUGACGCCGAUUCAUGGGAUCACUGGGAGGACACGUCUGUUAUGAAAACAACACAGUGUAAACCGGACACCAUCAGUGAUGAAAGUGAAUGUUUGGUAAAGAUAGAAAAUGCCGAAGACAACACAGAAGACAUUUCAUGUUUACCUAAGAUUAAGCAAGAAAAGGAGGAUUUGUCAUACGAGCAGUGUGCGAGUCGUUUCCCUGGAAUCAGUCCGGACUCGGACUCUAGCAAUGACGAGCUGCAGGAUUCUAGAGACCCAAAUCUUUACUCAGCGUCGCAGGUUAAACAGGAACCCGAUGACGCAGACAGGCUGCUGAGAAUCAAACGGGAUCUGUUCUGUAAAAAGGGUGAGACAAGAAAGUACGAUGAUGACAUGUCUGAGAGUGAAGCUAGCCUUGAUUCUCCUUACCUCCAGUCCAAUGUGGAGAACAUGGAACUCACUUCUGAGAUGGAGACUUGUCAAAACAGUUCAGUUUCCAAGCCCAUCGAACGCAUCUUCGUGCCGCAGUCGAUGCUUGGAGUACACAGACUGCAGCUCAACGACGUGCUCAAUAAUGUCAAACAGAAGCAGGUUGCAAGUGGGUUAGACUUUGUAGACCUGUUAAACGAGGAAGCCAUCCCAGCAGCAACUCCUGGAAAGGUAUCCUGGAGAAAGAACUAUCGCAAAAGAAUAGCUGAUUUGAUGGCCGGUAAAGAAAUGACGAUGGAAAACAAUGUCCCAAGCAGAAAUAAAUAUCCAAAUGUCCAGAGCAAGAGGCGCCAUGCUCAUGCUGAUUUGGUUGAACUGCAGAUGAUUCAGAAGGCAAAACAGCGAUCAACUAAGCGGAGUUACUAUGGAAGAAAAAUAGCAGAGCUUACAGCAUUAAAUAAGGGACUGCAGGCUGCAUUAAAUGAAAAGAAUGAGACUGUUGAUGAUAAGAAAGCCGAUAUAAAAGACAAUGUUGCCCUUGAGGUAGUUGAGAAUGUUGUUAUCGAUGAAAAAACAAAAGCUCAAUCUUGUCAGGGAAAUAAAGUUGGAAAAAGAAAUACUGGCUCACUUCCACUUAAAAGACGAAAUUUCUAUGAGAAAAGAAUAGCUGAACUAAGAGCAUUUGAAGAUGUUGACAUUUUAGAAUCUGAAACCGUAUCCGUAAGACUGUCUAAAAACACUUUACCAGAAAAUUCUGUGGAUGGCGAGAAGGGCAAAAAUAAAACUGACUAUAAGGAAAGAAUGGCUGACCUUGACAGGAAGCUGAAGGUCAUUCGGGAGAAACAGAAGUUAAAGAAGGUCAAGUCUAAAACAAAAGAGUCGUGUGCAUGUCCGACAUGCGGGGAGAAGUUUUCCGACCAGGAGAGCACGGUGAAUCACAUGAGGAAGGUGCACGGGAACAAGGUGGUGUACAAGUGUGACUUCUGCAUGAAGAUGUUCGAGAACAAGGAGGACAAGGUGGAGCACCAGUUUGUGCACAUCGAGGAGACGAAGAGCGCCGCCUACUCCAUGCUGCAGUCUGACCAGUUCAAGUGCAACAUCUGUAACACCAGCUUCCUCUUCUCACAGUCCCUCGUGCAGCACUUCAGGAAGUUUCACUCCGGAGACCAGGUCAACACAGAUAGCUGAUACUCACUGUGUCUGGGGUUCAUCUAGAGUUAUCUCCCUUGUAUGAUGUGUAGACAUGUGCAUGAUUGGGUUAUAUCAGAAUAGCUGAUACUCACAGACUAGGGUUCAUCUACAGUUAUCUCCCUUGUAUGAUGUGUGUGAUUGGGUUAUCUCAGAAUAGCUGAUACUCACUGUCUGGGGUUCAUCUACAGUUAUUUCCCUUCAGUGUGUAGAAGUAUGUGUUCGGUGGGGGAGGGUAUAGGGGUGAUAGGACCAUCUCAGGAUACAAAACACAGUUAUAAAUAAAGUAUGCUCUGUUUGGUAUACACUGUUUUGGGGUUUCAUCUAGAUGUACUUGCCUUGUAGUUGUACGAUGUACGGCAUAUCUGCAAAUCAUGUAUGUUUGUUUUAUCUAGAGUUACCUGCAUUGUAUGGUGUAUAUACAUAUGUACAUUUGUGACAGGGUUGUCUCGGCAAACAAAUCCUCAAUGUUUCCAUGAUGAAUGAAGUAAACAUUGAUUUGUUUUAUCUGGAGUUACCUGCCUUGUAUGGGCCAUUCAAAUAUUACGUAACACUGUUUUGGUCAAAAUUAGACACGCUCCCUCCACCCUGUAAUGCUCCGUAACACACUAGACCAUACACCUCCAACAUAUUAUCAACACAUGGAGAUACCCCUCCCAUUUACAAACAAGUCAUGCGAUGGGUGUAAUAUAAUUUUAAUGUACUGGGUUUUUUUUAUUGUGGAUAGCAUUGAUACACAUUGAAACUCCAUUUAUAAUCGUUAUUGUAUGUUUAACUGUCAAUGUUAACAUUGUCCUCUUGACAGCAUUUAUGAAAAAAACCCACCCCCAAGACCUCCAAAACCAAACAAAACAAAAUAUUUUAUUAAUUAAAAAUGUGUGUUAAAUAACUGUUCAGCACAACCCACCCCUGUAACACUACAUAAUGUUUGGACCUACACCCACCAACUAGGGUCUCCACGAGUACUUGGGCAUCGAGUCUAGCAACACUCGAGUCUGUUUAGAGGACUAUUGUACCCGUACAAUUGAGACAAUGCAGGGCACUAUCUUCAGCAGUAACUAAUCAGCAAUACAAGGUAACUAAUCACAGUAAUUAUAGGAUCUAACUUAAACAGUAACUAAUCAGCAAUACAAGGUAACUAAUCACAAUAAUUAUAGGAUCUAACUUAAACAGUAACUAAUCAGCAAUACAAGGUAACUAAUCACAAUAAUUAUAGGAUCAUGUACUAGUUUCACCUUUUAAUCUGACCGUAACCAUCCGUCCAUCCAAAUACUGAAUGUAUCAACCGGUUUCUAAAUGCAAUACAAUGGCAUGAUUUGGCAUCCAUGUUCAGCUCUGGAAUUAGAUGCAUGCCAUUUCACUUAUUCCUUAGUCUCAUUGUCAUCUAGUGUAAGUGUUGGGGACUCUGGUCUGGGUCGAGUUUGACUCUCUAGUACCCGAGUCAAAUAUGUUGUGGAGGCCCAGCCACUGACCCCUGUCAAGUAUUACAUAAUACAUUUGUAUUUGAAUGGCCCCUAUGAUGUGUAUACAUAAGUACAUGUGUGAUAGGGUUCACAUUCUCAGAGGUUUUUUUAACGCAAGUUACUUGCCCUUUAUGAUAUGUAUACCAGAUGUAGAUCUAGCGGGUUAGUAUUGGAGGUGUAACCUCCCCCCACCUCUGAAGUUCAAAGUGCCCAGAAACUCCGGUUUACAAUACAUUGAAGUUUUUAAAGGAAGAGAUGAAUAUUCUUGAAUAGACAGCCUAAGUCUACUGGACAACAAAAGCUAAAUCUACUGGACAACAAAAGAAGUGUAAAUAUUUGAAAAAUAUUUUAUUUCUGUUUUUCAUAACAAAAUUAAUUUGGUAAUUUUCAUGAAAACGAAAUGUAAAUGGAUUCCAAAUGAAUAUGUUUAAAUAAAUGAAAAAAACAUGAAAUUAAAAUUUGGGUGUCUUGUAUUGUUCUGUGUUUAGCUGGACGCCAAAAAUUAAAAACAAUUUGGCGAAUUUGAUCAGGAAAUCAGGAAGCCAAAUUCAAGUAACAUUUAGAUAAAGAGAAUUAUUUUUAUAAAUAGCUAUACACAUAAAAAAUAUAUGCAGCCCUGGCGUAGGAUGGGGGGUUGGGGGCAACUGUGCAGCAGCAGUGAUGGUUUUUAUAUUAUACAUGUAUUGAUAUAUAUCUGUGUGUGUGUGUGUGUGUCCCCCCCCCCCCCCCCACCUUCCUAUGCCUGUGUGCAGUUUUUGAAUUUGCUUUUGUGCAAAUUGAUAUGACAUUUAUUUGCCAAAUUCAACUUUAAAUCCUCUAAAUGUGUUAACAUGAUGAAUGAAGUAUACUUGUGUAUAUGGUAUAAAACCUCUAAAUGUGUUAACAUGAUGAAUGAAGUAUACUUGUGUAUGUGGUAUAAACCCUCUAAAUGUGUUAACAUGAUGAAUGAAGUAUACUUCUAUAUGUGAUAUAAACCCUCUAUAAAUGUGUUAACAUGAUGAAUGAAGUAUACUUGUGUAUAUGGUAUAAACCCUCUAAAUGUGUUAACAUGAUGAAUGAAGUAUACUUGUGUAUAUGGUAUAAACCCUCUAAAUACAGUAUCGUGGUGAAUGGUGUAAUGUAUACUUACAUACAUGUGUAUGCGGUUAACUCUGUGUAAAUCCUCUGAGCAUUGUGAAUUGAACUGUUUGAUUAUAUAUAUAUAUAUAUUACUUGUGUUCAUAUGAUGCAUUUUGUACCAUUGAAAGUUAAUCAUUUAUACUAGUAUACUGGGCAUAGUAUUACACUGCUGAGAACAUACAUACAUUAUCAUGGGUAACAAAUUUGAUUAACACAUUUUAUAACUACAGAACAAGAUGCAACAAAACAAAACAGUCAAGCAGUAGAUGGUUUCUUUAGGCUGUACGUUCGCCACCUGAACACACCAGUGCAGACUGAAGGUGACACAUGAGUGCCUGGUUCGAGAAUAGCCGAUUGUACAAGACAAACAUUACCAUUUCAGAGGCACUUGUACAGUGUAUGGUCGCCUUUAGGUAAUCAGUAAGUGCUGGGCUCCUCAGUGGUUGGUUGGUUCAACUCCUCUUACACUUCACUUUGCUCAGACUAUGGACGCAAGCAGCUGAACCAGAUCAGAAACCUGCCCACUCACCAGGGGUUUACCCACGAUUUAUGGACAUGACUUAUGGGAUUUGAAAAAUUAGCAUCAUUUAAUCCAAGGCUCGACAA